Molecule: messenger RNA, 2013 nt
Organism: Nanorana parkeri
Lineage: Eukaryota; Metazoa; Chordata; Amphibia; Anura; Dicroglossidae
Gene: PYGO1
Product: pygopus family PHD finger 1
Exons: 4
Coding region: 322-1518 (398 amino acids)
Source: RefSeq, a predicted model, not a curated record
UCGCACACUUCGUACAACGUGGGCGAUGAGAAGCCGUGUCCGCACUGUACGUCCCGGUCGAGGGGGGGGGACACAUGAGCUCCGUGUGAUUUCCGGUGUCAGCCGGGCUCUGCCAGUGUGUGUCCGUGCCAGGACGGGGUGAGCGGGCACUUCCUCCCAAAACUUUGCAAAGUGCUGGGGAGGAGGGAAGACGGUUCCUCCCAGCCAGGACUGGUCUCUUCCGGCUCCAUGUGUUUGUUAUGUCCGCAGGACCAGAAUAAGACACGUCCCGCUGUGUCUAUGUGCAGGCGGGGAAGGCCCGGGGCCUAGGAGGACACCCACAUGGAGAAAUCAUUGUGGGACAAGGCAGGUGAUGUUGGAGGAUUGGAUGGAUUAAUGAGAUCAGGUCCACAACUGGGAUGUCCUGAGAAGAAGAAGCGCAAGUCCAGUGGACAGGGAUCUUCACUUCCUUCCCUAUCAGAGUAUGCUCCACCAACAAAUACAAGUUCAGACCACCUAAUCGCCUGCAACCCAUUUGAUGACGACUAUAGUAUACCUCCUUUUUCAGGGUACACUUAUUUUGGUAAACUUGGAUAUUCCAACAUUGAAAGCUUUAAUACUUUCAGGAUGCCUCCAAAUACUUCACCAAAAAGGCUUUCUCGCGGUUUUGGCAACCAGAUGUUACGAGAUCAGCCACCACCUUUUGCAAAAGACCUAAAAAUGAUCGGAAAAUCCUUUCCCUUUAUUGUGGGGAUGCAAGAGAAAUCGCAUUUUGAAAACGAGUCAUUUUAUUACAGUGCGUUAGGUCAAACGAUCACAAUGCCAGGACAGCACUUUCGAGCAUAUCAGAAUGAAGAAGACCUCCAUCUCAUGACAAGCCUAAACUCUGCUCCAAGAAUUGACUUUCAGCUUGCCUCUUAUAGGCCCCAAGGUGUUAAAAUGAAUGCCAGUCAAAUUGACAGCAGCAGUUCAUUUACAUCUGCACAAGCACACUUCUUGCCUUCAAGAAUAUCCAGCUCCAACCAAGAUUUAGUUCUUCUACCAAUUAACCAUUCAAGUUCUGCAGGACUUCAAGACAAAUUGAACCUUGAUGCACCAACUCAUCCUACUUCAAGUCCAAAACAUAAUAGCAAACAUAUGGGAGAUCUAGAGAAUUCCCAGGCUGAUGCAAUAGACCUGUCUGAUUGUGGUCAGCCUAAAGGAAUCCGUAACAGACCCGCACUUUCCAGACUGGCAAAGACAGAUGUAACACCUAGUGAGAAAUGCAAUAGGUGGCUUCUCCAUUCUGACUUUUGUGGUAAUUUUUCCGCAGAUAAUUUGAACCCAUGUGGCAUAUGUUCUGCUGAAGUAAAUAAUGUUGCGGAUGCUAUAAUGUGCGAAGCCUCCUGUCAGAAGUGGUUUCACCGAACGUGUACAGGAAUGACUGAGGUGGCCUACGCUCUACUCCGUGCUGAAACCUCAGCUAUUUGGAUCUGUGAUACCUGUGUGGCAAAAAAAGAUAUUCAGCUGCGCCACUAUAGGAAGAAUGGUAUAAGAUAAGCUACUCUUUGUGUAGUGUGCUGUAACCCGGUGCAAUGGAUCCAAAGCUGCAGGCUAUGAUUGUACCCAAUAUUGCACAAACUGUCCUAUCCAUAGUAGAUCAAGCUUAAUCAUUGCUAUGGUGAUUGUUUUGGUUUAAUUAAUGCCGAAGAACAGAAGAUUAGAAAUGAUUGUAUGUGGAUUGGGAUCAUUUCCAAUUGACUUUGUUGGGCUCUACCCACUGAUGCAAACAUUUUUGAGUCAUUCUCCGAAAUCUCUUGCACUAAAUGGAUUUUCCUUUUCAUUAGAGGGCUGCUUACAAAGACAGUUCAAGCACGUAGACCUCAAAGGAACUUGGUUAUAAUCUACUGAAAAACUACCUUAUAUUGAUGGAAAUGAUGUGGUUAUGCAGAAGGUUAAUACUAGAGAUUGUAUAUUUUUAAGCAUGGCACUUGGUACACAAUCCCUUUUGAAUGUGAGUUCUGGAUAGAACAAGGAAAAGUCUUGAAUAUUUAU